GCGCGGCCAUUUCCUUGUGUACGUGUUACACAAGCCCUCAACUCGGUUGUAUCCAGAGCUCUCCGCUGUUCCCACCAAGGAAUCUCCAUCCUAUCGUAUGUCCGCUAUCCAGAACCUCACAUCUUUCGACCCCUUUGCUGAUGCAAGUAAAGGUGAUGACUGGCUCCCAGCUGGGACAGAGGAUUCUAUCCAUAUAAGAAUCCAGCAAAGAAACGGCAGGAAAACUCUCACAACCGUUCAAGGCAUUGCGGAUGACUACGACAAAAAGAAACUAGUUAAAGCUUUCAAGAAGAAAUUUGCUUGCAAUGGUACCGUUGUUGAACACCCUGAAUACGGAGAGGUGAUCCAGCUUCAAGGUGACCAGCGCAAGAAUGCUUGCCAGUUCCUUGUGGAGGUUGGACUGGCCAAAGAAGAUCAACUAAAAGUCCAUGGGUUUUAAAGAUCAACAUAACCUCAGCUUUUACCUUAUCCAAGGAUUCUUUUCUGUAAUGAGUAGCAAUAUGAAGAAUUUACUCUUGUCAGAAGUUUAACUAUUUUUGUGAUUAAACUGCCUCUUCAAAGAACUUUACCAAUGUCUGUUAGCCUUUUAGUCGUGAGCCAGUCCUAUUUUAUAGCUUCAUGUGACAAACCGAUCAGCCAUAACAUUAUGACCGUUGACAGGUAAAGUGAUAACAUUGAUCAUCUCUUUACACUGUCUGAAAGUGGGUGGGCUAUAGUAGCCAGUGAGUGAACAUGUUGUUCCUGAAGUUGAUGCAUUGAAAGAGAAUGGGCAAGUGUAAGGAUUUGAGUGAUUUUGACAAGGGCCAAAUUGUAAUGGCCAGACACCUGGGUGAGAGCAUCUCCAAAACUGCAGCUCUUGUGGGAUGUUCCCGAUCUGCAGUGGUCUUGACCUAUCAUAAGUGGUCCAAGGAGGGACAACUGGUGAACCAGCGACGGGGUCAUGGGUGGCCAAGACUCAUUGUUGCAGAUGGGGAGCAGAAGCUGGCUCAAUCCAGUAAAGCUACUGUAGCUCAAAUUGCUGAAAAGGUAAAUGCGGCAUCCAUUAGAAAGGUGUCGGAACACACAGUGCAUCGCAGUUUGUUGCGUGUGGGGCUACAUAGACCAGUUAAGAGUGGCCAUGUUGACCCAUGUCCACAACCAAAAGCUCUUACAAUGGGCGCUUGAGAAACGUACCACAGAGCAAUGGAAGAGGGCAGACUAGUCUGAUGAAUCCAACUUUUUACAUCAUGUAGCUGUCCAAGUUGCAUGUUCAUCUUUUACCUGGGGAAGUGAUGGCACCAGAAAGGACAAAGGUGAGCCGGAGGAGGCAGUUUGACUUGCAGGACUGUAAGGAUCUGCUACUGAUGGCUUGGUGCCAGAUAUCACCCCUUCAGAGGUCUAGUGGAGUCCAUGCCUUGAUGGGUCAGGGCUCUCUGGUGACAAAAGGGACCUACUCAGUAUUAGGUGGUCAUAAUGGUAUGGCUGAUCGGUGUUCUCUGAGCAGUGACUUGUUCCCCAGUUUGUUAGUCUCUGGUGUCAUUGCACAUCUGCAAAGCUGGGUAAGGGUUUCAUUCCCCAAAAUGUGACGAAACUCAAUGGGGAGAUGGCAGGGCUCACAUACUGGAGUUUUUUUUUUGUUUUUUCUGGAAGUUACAUCCAGAGUUUGGUGUUGGUCAGGCAUGUUCAGUACUGUACAAGUGGAGGGAGCAGGCUUCAGAAUUUAAACUUCUGACAAGGGACAUUAACCAAUGUAGUCUGCCACAGCCGUCAUCUGUUGGCAAUAACAUUGUGUAAUGGCAAGAAACAAGCUUAUUUUAUGUUAUUUAACUUGUGUAAAUAAACCUUUUUUUCAUUUAA
Rana temporaria (common frog) is the source of this 1836-nucleotide messenger RNA. RefSeq names its product eukaryotic translation initiation factor 1 (gene EIF1). Bases 98 to 439 code for a protein of 113 amino acids. The transcript is spliced from 4 exons. Gene Ontology annotation, cellular component: eukaryotic 43S preinitiation complex. Lineage: Eukaryota; Metazoa; Chordata; Amphibia; Anura; Ranidae. Gene Ontology annotation, biological process: translational initiation. Gene Ontology annotation, molecular function: ribosomal small subunit binding; translation initiation factor activity; RNA binding. The record is from RefSeq and is a predicted model, not a curated record.